Asparagus officinalis (garden asparagus) is the source of this 3551-nucleotide messenger RNA. RefSeq lists its product as uncharacterized. The transcript has 4 exons. NCBI's taxonomy places the organism in Eukaryota, Viridiplantae, Streptophyta, Magnoliopsida, Asparagales, Asparagaceae. The record is from RefSeq and is a predicted model, not a curated record. The coding region runs from base 465 to 3278 and encodes 937 amino acids.
CCCCUCUCCCUCUCCCUCUCGUUCUUGAAUUAGGGUUUUGAGGUCUCCAGGCAUUUGAUCUACAAAUUAGGGCUUUGUUUUCUCCCUCUAAUUUCUGCUCAUUGUCGGCUUCAGCGUUUCGAAUUGCUCUUCGAUAUUGAAGUGUAGAGUGCGCUUGAACAGCUGUGACGCUGUCAAGUCAAAUUGCUUAUCCUACUUAUGCUAUCUAGGGCUGGGUUUAUGUAUUUGAUCACAUACUAACAUUUGGGUGAGUUAAAGGAGGUUGCUGGACUUCAUAAACUGCAUUCAGAUAUUUACUUAUAUAGCAGAUACUGUUUUUGUCAUGAGUUGGGUAGAGAGAUAUGUGCGCUUUUCCUUGGUCAUGGUCUGACAUCUGCUUUUAGUUGGAUUGAAAAAAGGGUAUUCAUUUCUUGUCCUUGCAUCUCACUUGAGAGUAAUCAAGGAUUCCUUUUAAAUCGGAUGCCAUGGAAUGCAACAAAGAGGAAGCUAUCAGAGCCAAAGGUAUUGCAGAAAAAAGGAUGCUGAACAAAGACUUCAUAGGGGCACAAAAGAUUGUGCUCAAGGCCGAACGGCUGUACCCUGACCUUGAACAUGUCUCCCGGAUGUUAACUGUUUGUGAAGUGCACUGCUCUGCUGAGGUUAAGGUCAAUGGGGAGACUGAUUGGUAUGGAAUUCUUCAAGUAGCACCUACUGCAGAUGAAUUAACCAUCAAGAAGCAAUAUCGGAAGCUUGCUCUUUUACUUCAUCCUGACAAGAACAAAUUUGGUGGUGCUGAAGCUGCAUUCAAGCUAGUGGGGGAGGCUCAUAGGAUAUUGACCGAACGAUCUAAGCGAGUACUUCACGACAUGAAAAGAGGGUCUGAUUUAAGAACAGUUUCUGUAAGGCAACCCACACAGCAGGCAAAUAGAACUUCAUCCGCUAAGAAGCAACCUGGAGUUACUAAGUCUAAUGGUUUUGAGCAGAAGCAAUCUGCUGCGUCCACAAGCAGUCAAACUUUCUGGACUAUGUGUCCUUCCUGUGGUGUAAGAUAUCAGUAUUAUCAGACUAUGAUUAAUCGAGCAAUCCGUUGUCAGAGUUGCAGGAAGCCCUUUGUUGCCUAUGAAUUUAAUGCGCGUGGGAUGCCAUCUGCAGCAGCAUCAGCUCAUUGUCCAGCACAGAGAGGUAACCUCCAAACUGGCUCAAAUGAAGACGUUAAAGUAAAAUGGGAUGGUGGAACAGCAAAUGAUGUAAAGUUUGAAAAUGUGACAUCUCAUGAAAUGAACAAUAAAGAGCAAGCACGAAAAUCUUUGGCAGGAUUUAGAAGUCAGAAAAGAGGAAGAAAGAGGAAAGUGGAAUCCAGUGAGUCCAAGAGCAGCGACAGUGAUAUAGUUGUUGACGUUGAUUGUCCUUCAGGACAGAAUGCUGGGAGAACUGGCAGUCAUCCACGGCGCUCAACCAGGCAGAAGCAAAAUAUUUCUUACAGUGAAGAAAAAGGGGAUGAUGAUGAUGAUGGUGGUGAUUCUGAUGACGACUUUGUAACUCCAAAAAAUAAAAAGUCAAGAACUGGAGGUACAUCAGUAAGUGUAGCGCAGAAUGAUCCAAAAUUUUGGGGAGGAGAAGCCAAUGGUGUCAACAAACAAUCUAGUGGAGAGGCUGCGCAUUCCAUAGAUGGGGGCUUGAAUGCUGGUGCCUGUUCAAAGACUGAUGCUAGUGUUGAUUUUAGCUCAGAGAUUUCACCAGAUCCAGACUCAUUUUCCUACCCUGAUCCAGAAUUUUAUGACUUUGAAAAGGAAAGGGAUGAAAGUAAAUUUGAUGUAGAUCAGAUCUGGGCUAUCUAUGAUACUCUAGAUGCUAUGCCGCGUUAUUAUGCAUUGAUUAGGCAUGUCGCAGGCCCAAAAUUCAGUCUGAAGUUCGAUUGGUUAGAGUAUGAUCCUACAGGUAAAGCUGAGACUCGGUGUGAAGGGGGUUUGCCUAUUGGGUGUGGUAGCUUCAAACUGGGGAAGUCUGAGCAAACAAAGGAACGCCUCAUGUUCUCUCAUCUUAUGCCUUGGACAAAAGGUGCAAAUAAGAAUGCAUAUGACAUAUUUCCUAGAAAAAGUGAAGUUUGGGCAGUGUUCAAGAAUUGGGAUAUAGAAUGGAGCUCUUGUGUAGACAGUGAUAGGCGUUAUGAAUAUGAAAUCGUAGAAGUAGUAUCAGAUUUCACAGAGGGUGAUGUGAUCAGAGCCAUUCGUUUAGUUUGGAUACAAGGAUUUGUAAGCUUGUUUGUGCAAUAUACAGACAAUGCAUCAUCGACCCUUCUCAAGAUACAGAUGAAAGAUAUACUUCGGUUUUCACAUAAGAUUCCCUCGUAUAGAUUGAAAGGAAAUGAAAGAGGAGAUAUUCCUAAAGGUUCCUUGGAACUUGACACUGCCUCUUUACCUCAUAACUUUAUGCAGAUGCUUCCUUCCGUUACUCUUGAGAAUUUGAAGUCGAGAGCUCCAGAUUUGAAUGACGUAUGCAAUGGGUUGCACUCUAAGUUAACUAAUACAACCAACCGCAAUAGCUCUGAAUUGAACAGGGUUUCUGUUGAGGAGUUGCAAAAAACCCAUACAGACCCUGAGCCAUUAUCAACAAGCCCUAACUGGUAUGAGUAUCCUGAUUCAGAAUUCCAUAACUUUGACGAAGAGAGGUCGAUUGAUAAGAUUGAAGAAGGUCAGAUUUGGGCAUUUUAUAGUGAUAUUGACAAGAACCCUAAGUACUAUGGUCGGAUAACCAAGUUAGAAACAAAGAAUUUUAAGGCGCACAUUGCAUGGCUUGAGGGAUGUUGUGAUCAAGUACAGGAGAGGCUUUGGUAUAAAGAACAACUAACCGUUGGCUGUGGGACCUUUAAGCUUGUACGAGACGAAGAUAUAAUGGAUUCAACAGAUGCAUUUUCUCACAUGGUGCAGGCAAAACCAACCAAUAGAAAGAAUUACUACAUCGUCUAUCCUAACCUCGGUGAAAUUUGGGCUGUAUAUAAGAACUGGAGCCUUAGGUGGUCGAUUUCUGACAUGGAGAAUUGUGAAUUUGAUUUGGUAGAAAUCCUUGGUGUCAGUAGCGCUGGGUUCAAAGUUAUGGUAUUAUCGAAAGUAAAUGGCUACAGAGCUGUUUUUAUGGGUUCUCCGGUGAUAAUGGAAAUACCAAUGGCUGAUCGUUUGAAGUUUUCUCAUAGAAUUCCUGAUUUCAGGCUUACAGAAGAGAGAGGAGGAAAGCUACGAGGAUACUGGGAGCUUGAUCCUGCUUCUGUACCUGAUAUCCUACUGUUUGCAGAUUCCAGCUGAAGGCAAACAAGUCAUGUACACGGCCUCUUUGCUUAUCAGAUUGGAUAUCAAGAUUCUAAGUUCAGAGGGGUGAGAGUAGGCUUUUGUUAUUCACGUGUUGUUGUGGUUAAAGUGGUCUUAUGUAGAAUGUAUGUAUACUGUGACCUCUUUCUGGAAGUGGUGCCUGAUGCUGCUUUUUUGGGGUGGGUGAGUUUCUGGUUGCGGGUGGGCAUGUGAACAAGGUUACUUGCUUCGUCAGAUUUAGUAUUUACAGUUACUGGUUUAGGUUUCAUA